UUAUACAAUUUUGUAAAUAAGUGAUUUUUCUCCUUCACUGAUGUGUGCUAAUGAGGCUGCAGUGAUGGGCACUGAUAGGCUGCACUGAUGGACACUGAUAGGUGGCACUGAUUGGCAGCACUGAUAGGUGGCACUGAUUGGCAUUGAUAGAUGGCACUGACUGGCACUGAUGGGUGACAUUGAAAGGCAGCUCAUUUGGGCACUGAUAUGUGGCAUUGAUGUGCACUGGUAUGCACUGAUAUGUGGCACUGAUGGGCACUGGGACGAGGCACUGAUGAGCACUGACUUAUUGCGCAGGUGGAAUUCACUG
This is a messenger RNA of Staurois parvus, 310 nucleotides long. NCBI's taxonomy places the organism in Eukaryota, Metazoa, Chordata, Amphibia, Anura, Ranidae. The record is from the annotation of a GenBank genome assembly.